ACGAGCGAGCCGGCAGGUCGUGUGUGUGAGCGUGCGUCCCCCUCGCGCGUGUCCCCGCCGCCUUCGAGACCGCCCCGCCGGCCGGCCCUGCCCCACGUGGUCACCGUCCCUCGAACAUGUUGUGACCCUCGGCCAGGAGUGACACAGGAUGGACUUGCUGUGCGCCGAGGAACUGGGCAGCGAGCGCCUGUGCGCCUCCCUGGGGGACCUGCAGCAGGACCUGCAGGAGAACCAGCCGCCCCGGCACCAGCCGCAACCCUUGCACUCGCAGACCGCCGGCAGGGACGCCGUCAUCUUCGAGGACUCGCGCGUCCUGCAGAACCUCCUGGACCUGGAGGCCGUGUACGUGCCGCCCUGCAACUACUUCGUCGUGGUGCAGCGCGACAUCCAGCCCUACAUGCGCAAGGUCGUCUCCACGUGGAUGCUGGAGGUCUGCGAGGAGCAGCAGUGCGAGGAUCAGGUGUUCCCGCUGGCCGUCAACUUCCUGGACCGCUUCCUGUGCGCGUGCUCCAUCUCCCGGCGGCAGCUGCAGCUGGCGGCCGCGGUCUGCCUCCUGCUCGCCUCCAAGAUCAGGCAGUGCCACGCGCUCAGCGUGGACCUGCUGUGCUUCUACUCGGACCACAGCAUCGUGCCGGACGAGCUCCGGAUGGGAGCGUCGGGGCAAGCGAAGUUAGAUACUGUAAUCAAAUAG
This is a messenger RNA of Frankliniella occidentalis (western flower thrips), 691 nucleotides long. Its product is annotated as G1/S-specific cyclin-D2-like. Bases 149 to 691 code for a protein of 180 amino acids. Gene Ontology annotation, biological process: regulation of cyclin-dependent protein serine/threonine kinase activity; positive regulation of G1/S transition of mitotic cell cycle; mitotic cell cycle phase transition. The record is from RefSeq and is a predicted model, not a curated record. NCBI's taxonomy places the organism in Eukaryota, Metazoa, Arthropoda, Insecta, Thysanoptera, Thripidae. Gene Ontology annotation, molecular function: cyclin-dependent protein serine/threonine kinase regulator activity. Gene Ontology annotation, cellular component: cyclin-dependent protein kinase holoenzyme complex; nucleus; cytoplasm. The transcript has 3 exons.